Messenger RNA from Mya arenaria, 7154 nucleotides. RefSeq lists its product as uncharacterized. The coding region runs from base 251 to 5938 and encodes 1895 amino acids. The transcript is spliced from 17 exons. The record is from RefSeq and is a predicted model, not a curated record. NCBI's taxonomy places the organism in Eukaryota, Metazoa, Mollusca, Bivalvia, Myida, Myidae.
AUGCUCAAAAUACAUGCAACGUCUAUCUUUAAAGUUUAGCUAAAUAUGACAUACUUGUGUUUGAAUCUAACAUUCAAAAUUUUAGGACAACAGUUCAUUUAUUCACGUUGUUUGGACAGCUAGAGAAGUAGUUUUAAGUGUCAUGGAUAAAUGGUGCAACGGAGUGUGCAUUUUUAAAGUAAUGAUUUUGGCUAAUUAUAGAAAGUCUGCAGGAGACCCACAUGUAGGCUCAGUGGUUUAAUAGGUCUCAAUGAUUUCCUUCAUCCAGGUUGCCUCUGCUAUGUCAGGUUCUGGCCAGGAUAUCAAUCCUGCAAUCAGUGGAGGUAGUCAAGAUACGCAAAGUGAAGUGUUGGAUGAUAAAGUUCCUGUCGAAGUUGAUCGACUAGAAACUGACUCUGUAAUCACUGACAAAGACCAUGGAAACGGUGUUCAACAAGAAACUGAUAUAGUCAACAAUGAUGACACACAAAACCUGAAGACUAAGAGUACAAAGCAAACUGAAGAGGACGGGAAAGAACGUGUUGAUAAUACUUCUGUUCAUGACGUGGAUACACCAAGCAAUGACGAAUCAGAUUAUGAUGGUAACUUUGAAGUAACUUAUGAAGAAUCUGUUAAUACAAAUAAUAGUGACGGCUUCAUUGAGAAUCCUAAGCACGAGAAGUCUGAGGUAGAAGAGGAAACUAGUAAGCUGGUAACGGGUAUUGAAGCUGAAAGUGUUUUUAGUGGAAUCGAUGUGCGGAUAGUUGUCACUUCAGCAAGUGAUUUAGAAGACAGCUCUGCUGUUGUAUCUAGUGUUGAUUGUUCGAGUUCAUCUGACGAACCUGACGGUUUAUCUAAUAAAAACGCCGAAGGAAUCUUAGAAUGCACUUCUUACGAAGAGGUUGAAGAUUCGGGAAUAAACAGCGUUGAUGCAUCUGAGCUAAUUGUCACAGAAAGUGUUCAAACUACAGAAAAUACGAGAUCAACUGAUGACGAGUUAGAAGAUGCAUUAAUUAAAGACACUUCAAUUAACAACAAUGAUUUUGAUACAGUUGGACUAGAUCACGAAAUAGUAGGAUCAUAUGGGGCCAACCCAGAAUAUAAUUCAGUGACUGAGCAGUUCAAUGAUAACCCAAAAUUGCAAAAUGAAGAGAUAUCUAAAAGAGAAAACGGCGAGAAAAACGAGCCUGAAGAGGAAAUAGUUGAAAAAGCGACACACGAACUUACAACCGUUAGUUUGAUCAUUCACGAAAACAGCGAUUUAUCGACGGCCUAUUGUGACUCAGACCUUGAAGACAUUGAAAGGGCGAAGGAAGCCUUCAUUACUUGUAUCAAAGAGAAAAGAGAGUUGAGGGAUAAAAGUAAAUCCCGUGAUAUCGACACUGUGUGUACUUUUAAUGAACUGGAUAUUCAUGAGGAUACUAGUGUUAAGGUAACACGGGAUCUUUCUGCUAAAUGUGCAGGAACUCAGAUAAACUUUGAAAAAAUCAAAACCGCAGAAGAACAAUUUGAAACCUUCGACCACAAAGAGACUCCCGAUAGUAAAGAGACGAUAGGAAACUGUGGUAAUACAAGAGAAUCUGGCAACGUAACUCCAACGUGUAACAGUUUUACCAACAGUACUGUCGAGCCCGAGUCCCGGGUUAACUGCCUGGCGAUGCCCGAGGGUCGUGAAGGAGACGGGUGUGUAUCCCCCUCCCUUACACACGCUUGCUGCAGAUACCGCUGGGAAAGGACUAUCUUCACCCAGGCUACCAGCGUCGUCUUUGUCACACUCAACAACAAGGAUAUCGAACCGAUCAAGCUAAGCUGGUCGGAGGGUUCCCGCUGUUUCUACUCGGACGAGGUAAAAGUCCCUGUGGGCGGAUACGUCGGCAACCUGGUGAUUGAUGGCACGUUUUACCCGGUGGAAGACGUCAACGUGAAGCACUACACAUUUGAGGUGGACCUCUACCUCAAAGACGACAUCCUGGAAGAUGAGGGGCGUUCUACAGGAGUUGCGAAGGCGGAACAGUUUGUGAGAGACCAGCAGCAUAACGAGAACCAGGAGACCAACACCGCAGGCAAGGAAGUCACAUAUACCCCUACCAGGGCCAGCAGGAGUUUUACACAUCCUCAAACCAGGGCAGGUAUGGAUACAGGGAAUGGUGACAAUGUGCUAAGCCGGGAGGAGAGUGAGAGUAGCAUUCAUUUGUCUAACAAGUACGAGGACCUUGUUCGAAACCAGCUGACCAGCAGCAAAGGUGCCAUGUCUGGAAAUGAGUCUGAGUCUGAGCUGAGCCAAAGGCUGAAGACGGAUUUCCCGGACUUGAAUGGUAGAGGAACGCCAGUAGGGGAAGAUAGCGUCAAGCAGUACCAGGAUGGGGAUGACACCCUAUUGAAGUCCAUGGACAUGGGACAUGUGUAUAGAUCUGAAAAUGGACUUAACGGAAAUAGCGAAUCAUUUAAGAACUCAUUGUUAGAUGAUUAUCUUGAGAAACGCAGCGUUCAGUCAAAUGACUCACUUGGACGUGGUGGCAAAUCUUCCCCAGUUGUGAUAGACGAUGUGUUAGGCACUGGACAUUCUAGAACACCAAUAUACAGCACAGAGAGCCCAGUUGUUUCCAGGCACAACUCGGCUCACAGUUCUGCUAGGCAUACACCCCUGGACAACAUUGAUCGUCCAGCAUCAGUCAACUCCUUGCAUUCCAAACAUAGCUCAGCACGUCAGACACCAGUGCUCUCUGAUGAUGUGGGGAGACCAGACUCUAGUGCCUCCCAGCCAUCCCGCCACAGCUCUGUCCUAGGCUCUGCCAGACAAACACCCACCGAGGGCCGGGAGCAUGGCAGACCAGGGUCUGCAGAAGGGUCUGUACAUUCAGGGAAUUCUGUAGGCAGACAUGUGCUUGAUGAGCUUAUUACUGAUGCACUUGGAAGGGAGAACAGGUCUCCAUCUAGAGAGGGAUCAACCAAUGGCAGACCAGAGUCUGUAGGUUCCGCUCAUUCUAAUGACUCAAGCAGACAGAGAAUCAAUGAGCUGAUAAAUGAAGCAUUCGACAGCACUCGCCAGGCCAGGUCAGCAUUAUCAGAGAGUUCCGGAACAGGGUCCCAGAUUGGAUCACAGUCAGGGUCCAGACCCCGCACACCCCAGGAGCAGAUAGGGGACGUACUCAGUGCCGCUGACAGGCAUUCUCCAAUAAGGCGGGAUUACUUGAAUGGUUCUCCAUAUGGCUCAAAUAUGUCUGUUACUAGUGCAAAAUCUGCUCAUGAGUCCUUACUUGGCUCUACCCACAGUACCCCUACCCGUGGAUCAGUUCAAGAGUCAAAACACAGCUCAGUGGCUGGGUCUGCCCCAGGGUCCCAACGACAGACUCCUCAGAGGGAACUGAUCCACUCCACCCUAAAUGCAAGCCAGGAGAAACUGUACCAGUCCACAGAUGUCCGUAAGUUAGUUGGCAGUGAUUAUGCAGGCAGCAAUGCCAGCAACCAGGGCUCCCGACCGCAGAGUGUGACAAGUGAGCAGGAACUCACCCAGUACUAUGAAGGGGUUACGGAAGGGGCAAGACAGGGGUCAAGAACUGCCAGUGCUUCCAGUCUGCCUGUUAUAGGAGCCGCACAGAGGUACACCCCAGACAAGCGCAGUAUGACCCCUGAUGGACAUGUGAGGGUCCCUUUUAAUCCUGUAUCAAAGAGCCCCCUGCUGCCACCCCGUACACCACAGUCUAACACCAGCAGUCGAACAGUCACACCCAUGAAUGGUGAAACAGAAUCAGAGAUGAAUCUCCGUGAGCAAAUCAAAGAUCUGGACAGUUUAAUCCUGAAUCUCCGCAAGCAGCUGAACAACCGAGAGCAGGAAAUGAGUGAAGUACGCAAGCUUCUGGAGGAUUCAAGGGAGACUAAUCAGCAUCUGCAAGGCGAGACUGAUCGACUUAGGGCAAGAGCAUCCCCUGGGCCACAGAUUGGCGAGUUGGAGCGUCGUCUGGUUGAGAUGACAGAGGAUCGUGACAGUCUUACCCAGGAGGUUGCCCGUUUAAAGGAGGAGGCAAAGCUGCGGAAUGAGCCCGGGCUCAACAGAUACAACCCAAACAGCCCAACCACUCUCCAGAGGAAGAUAGAUGAGCUGAAGAGCCAGGUACAGGACCUACAUGAGGCUAAUGAGGCUGCAAUGGAGGAGGUGCGUGCAGGAGAGCGGCGCAUAAAGGAGCUAGCAGCAGAGAAAGAGACACUCCGUGUCACCCAGGACGACCGAACACGUGACCUCCAGGAAGAGGUCAGACACCAGCGGACUGAGCUUACUCGACUCAGAGAGCACAGUUCAACUUACAACGAGGCUUCCGACUACAGAACCAAGAUAGAGCUGCAACAGAUCAAGGAAGAUAACCGCAAUCUAAGGGAGAGAAAUUACCAGCUGCACGAUGACAAUAUCAGGCUCAAGGAAGAGUUGUCUGACCUGAGGAAAUCCCUGGAGCUGGUGGACAGUGCAAGAAAGUCAUACAAGGAUGAGGGGAGGCGAUCUCUCACAAGAAUGGAUGGAUAUGACAAGAAAGAAGACCUCGAGAGAGAGCAGACAAAAAGACGAUCUGACCCGCUAAUAGACAUCAGCUACACGAGGCAGACAAACACUGGCAAACCCCAGUACGAGACCCGCACAGACAUCAAACUUGCAGACCUACCUGCCAGCACAGACAGGCUAUCCAAGUUGGAUGCUUACAGGUAUGAAAGUUACCGCACAGGCCCAGAUGGGAGGUCAGAGGAAAAGUUACGCUCUUCACUGUCUUUGACUCGACCUUUGACCCCGGAGAAGUCUAGGGGUCGUCAUCGCACAAGCUCUGCUGAGCUCGACUUCCGAUCCAUGCCUCUAUCCGCAUACAAUUCUGACAUGUCUAAGACAACCCCGAACCUGAGUGGCCGAUCCAGAGCCAUCUACGACCAGAUAUCAAACAAAAGGUCAGGUUCAAGGUCAAAUAUGGAAGGUCAGGAGGCUACCAUACCUGAACACACUUGUGAGUCAGCUGAUGACUUUAAUACCAAGUCUAUGCAUACUGAUCAUACUAAAAUGCAUCAUGAACUGCAAGAAAAUAAACCUGAAAAUGAGUGUGGUGUCCGUGUGAAACAAACUGAUCAAAUUGCUGAAAGAGUUGGUGAGGGCCAGUCAAAGAGUCAAUCAUCGAAAAUAUUAAUGGCUCAGUACAUCUCUGACUCACAAGACACUACAGAUCCCACUCUUGGUGAGCGAUGUCUUCUGGACAGGGGAGACAAUUUCAGGAGGAAGGAGAACUCCAGGGAGGAAAAGGGAUUUGAUGUCCGCCAAUCGCAGCAGCUCUCUGCAGCCUACCAGGAUGAUGGGAACAUGAGUGACACGCCCACCGACAUUCUUGUCAGUGCUCAGCCAACCGACAAGCUCACUGCAGCCUCGUGGAGACGUCGGCAGAGGCGGGGCUCUGCAGGGUCAGAUGCGUCCAACUCAUCGUUCAGCGAUAUUGACGAGCAAAUCAGUUCUGCAGUGAGAAAGAGGUCCAAGUCUGCUGACGGAAGAGAGAUCCUACGCAGGAUGGGUCCGACUGGUAUGACAUCAGGGGAGAAGACUCUGUCCCGCACAAUCUCCCCGGCCCCUGCAGGUCUGCGUACGGUGACCACACGACCCCUCAUCACCCAGCACAACAAAUCCUCACUCUCACUCUCCACCAGCCUGACCUCCUUGACAUCUGGUCUGCGACCUUUCGCCCCACGUAGCCCUGGAGAUCUGCAAGUCAACGACGUUAUCAAGUUUUCCCGGCAAGGCGGCAAGUUGAGCCAGGGCACCAUCAAGUUCAUUGGGCACUUGCCAGGACGCGGGGACAUCUACCUGGGCGUCGAACUGGACAAAGAAGAUGGAAAACAUGAUGGUGUUUUUGAGGACAUUCGCUAUUUUAAAUGUAAGCCAACCAAGGGUGUAUUUGUGGCGUACAAUAAGGUUGUGAUGGCCUGGACAUCAUACUGACCACUGACCAACCACAUUGACUGUCCAGUAUGGUCAGCAAGCAACACAAGAAAUACUGACCAAACCCACUGACCAAACAUGGUUACCCUGAGCGCUGAUGUGACUGGACUAUAUAUCUUGGUUGUUACACACAUAACACGCAGACAAUGACAGUACCAUUCAGUUUGUAAAUUGAGAAUAGAAAAUGUUUUUGAAUUCCCCAUCUGUGUGUGUUAUAUUCAUCAAUGUACAUGUACUAUUAUCAUAUCCCCCUUUACAGAUGUAAAGGGAUUUUAUGUUCACCUUAUUUACUGUGAUAUUUCCAUGUCAUCUGGCCAUUUAUUUAUUUUGGUCUGUGAUAUGUUUACAUAUGUUUUGCUCAUAAUGUACAUUUUUAUGCCUUAACAUACAUUCAUGAUUUAGUUAUAAGAAUAUUUUUGAUAAAGCUAUAUUUUAGGAUGUGAAACAUGUACAUUCUACUGAUGUUUGUUACGCUAGUCUUGAUAUAGAUAGUUGUAUUUACAUUCAUGUAACUGUCGGGAAGAUAUGUUUGUUUUCUAACCCUUGAAUACAUGUAUUUGUUAAUCCUGGGGGAUCAAUGUCUCAGCUGUGUAGUAUUGCUUUUGCUGAUAGCUUUCAUAGACUUUAGGUUUAAGCUAUUUUUGCUGUAUGCUUUGUUUGAUAGUAAUAAACCGUCUCCUUGUGUCCAACCCAAUGAUUUUAAUUUAAGUUUGUCAGCAACUUAAGUAUUUGUGCUUUAUGUUUAUCUUAUUUUAUAUAUUAUUUACAUAAUUGCUUGAUCUUGAACAAGAUAGUUUUGUUCAAACACGGUAUCCGUCCUACAGUUUACUUAGUUAUUCAUGUUACAGUAAAAUCAUAUGAGUGAACAUUGUCAGUCAGAUCUGGGAGUUGUAUUGUUAUUGGUCCCAGGUCAGAUCCAUUUUCUAUUUAUUAUGUGAUAUUUUUAAUCCACUUUUAAAUGUUGCUUUAUGACAGAUUCUACAUUGAGAGCCCAUUUACAGACUUAUACUGUCGUAAUAUUCACACAAGAUAUCUAAUAUUUUAAUUUUCUCUCUUAUGUUUACAUGAUACCGUCCUCGCUUUGCAGAUGUUGCAUUUUAUGAUCACUUUUUUUUAUUUUUUAUGGAUGUUAGAGUAUUUUUGAGUAGAUUUAUUUGUAUUUUAAUGUAGCUGUUUAACAUUUCGAGUGAGAAAGAAUAAACAUUCGGAACCACAA